GCACGUAUCGAGCUGUGAUGGCGUAGCGUGAAUUACUUACAACAUCCAAGUCUUACAGAAAUACCUCUCUCUCUCUCUCUCUCUCUCUCUCAUGGCGGAUGCAAAGCUCUCUAAUGGCGGCCUCCAUAGCCACAACAGGGCGCCCAGCAAGGAGAUCAGGCGACGCAGUUUGUUGCUGAUCAGAGCAACAUCAGCUACGCGGCUACUCCUGCUGCUGCUGGCCCUCCACAUGAGUUGCACCAUCUUCCGCUUCGCCAUCCCUCUCUACCUAUCGCCGGACCGGCGGUUCUUGCCAUGCACCAUGGCCGGAAAUCCCGCCCUCCACAGUCAGGGGGAGGCAGCGCCUUCCAAGAGUAAAAGAGGCAUGGCGUCGUUGGUGCAUAAGAAGGAAAGGGAGGAAACGGAAGAAGGAGGAGAAAAGGAUGAUGGUGGUGAAUUUUGGAGGCAGCCGGACGGGUUGGGCUUCCGGCCGUGCCUGAACUUCAGCGAGGAGUAUAGAAGGUCGUCCCGGAGGAUGAUGGAGGUCGGUGGCGGGGAGGAGGCCACCAUGAGGCGGAGGUUCCUCAUGGUGGUCGUCUCCGGCGGGCUCAACCAGCAGAGGAACCAGAUCGUCGACGCCGUCGUCAUCGCCAGGAUCCUCGAGGCGGCUCUCGUCAUUCCGAUCCUUCAAGUGAAUGCCAUCUGGGGUGACGAAAGCGAGUUUGCGGACAUAUUCGACGAGGUGAGGUUCAAGAAGGAGCUCAAGGAUGAUGUCCGUGUCGUGUCCUCCUUACCGCCCAACUUCCUAACUGCACGUCCCAGUGCCGACUCUAUUCGCCAAUUUGACAUCGACGAACAGUGGAUUCUAUCUCACUUCCUAGGACGUAUGAAAAGGAAUCGCGUCCUGCUUCUCCGUGGACUUGACUCGAGACUAUCAAAAGAUCUUGGGCCUGACCUCCAAAAGCUUCGCUGCAAGGUGGCAUUCAGUGCCUUGCAAUUUAGGCCUGCCAUCCAAGCAGUAGGCAACGCCCUGGCUGCUAGAAUGGCAGAGAAGGGCCCAUACUUGGCCCUCCACCUGCGGCUGGAGAAGGAUGUGUGGGUUCGAACUGGGUGCUUGCCGGGCCUAGGCGCCGAGGCUGAUCGAGUCAUUCACCAGGAGCGUACCAGAAAACCUCGCCUCCUUACCUCCCGCAUUGAUAUGCUUCCACACCAACGCUACCUCGCCGGCCUUUGCCCCCUGAGAGCCACCGAGAUCGUAAGGCUGCUAAAGGCUCUCGGAGCAUCUGCUAGCACAAGAAUCUAUCUCGCCGGCGGACAGCCUUUCGGCGGUGAAGAAGCUGUUCGGCCACUUCUUUCGGAGUUCCCCAAAUUGUACAACAAGACGAGCUUGGCGAUGGCGGGUGAGAUCGAGCAGUUCGAGCAUCAACCAUCAGUCAUGGCGGCCUUGGACUACAUUGUAUGUCUGAAGAGCCAGGUCUUCAUGGCCAACCACGGCGGGAACAUGCAAAGAGCAAUGCAGGGGCACCGUGCGUACUUGGGGCACCGGAAGCACAUCACACCACAGAAGAAGGGCCUGGUGCAGCUAUUCAUGGGCAAUUACACCAGCACCACGGAUGAGCAAGAGGUGCAUGAUGUGAUAAGGAAGAUGCAUGAAGACUCAGUUGGGGCACCCAGCAACAGGACAGACAGGAAAGGAAGGGAUGUGAUUGCUUAUCCUGUCCCUGAAUGCAUGUGCAGAUGAUACACAAGAAGGCACGAAACAAAGAACCUUUUUCUCUCCUACUGAGGAUGCAAAAUGCAAACAGUUCGGAUCUGGUGCACGAGUAGCGUCCGAUCCCGAGUCGUGCCAGAUUGAACCAUUUGUGUUCUUAUCCCUAGCAUAUAAUAAUGCAGUGCAGAAGGGGACAAGAUGUGGUAGGCUAAUUGUACAAAGAGAUUUUUUAUUCACAAGGUUGGAGGCAUAUCAUGCACAUUUUCUUUCAUGAUUCAUUAUUUAUGUUGUAAUACGUUUAAUUGCUUGUAAGUAAAUUAUAAAGUGGGAGAAUUACUGUAAAAGUUUGUAACUUGAUAAAGAUGUAUGAACAAUACCAGAUUCUCUUG
Nymphaea colorata (pocket water lily) is the source of this 2079-nucleotide messenger RNA. Its product is annotated as O-fucosyltransferase 20-like. NCBI's taxonomy places the organism in Eukaryota, Viridiplantae, Streptophyta, Magnoliopsida, Nymphaeales, Nymphaeaceae. The transcript is spliced from 6 exons. The record is from RefSeq and is a predicted model, not a curated record. Gene Ontology annotation, cellular component: cytoplasm. Bases 92 to 1720 code for a protein of 542 amino acids.